AUGCGCGUGGCAAUCGCUGGCCUUGGCGCCGUCGGCCUGCCCGUCGCCAGGGAGCUGUUCCGUGGGAGCAUCCCGGGGAUGUCGCUUGCCGCCAUGAGCGCGAGCACAGAGGCGAGUGCUCGCUCGAAAGCCGCGUUGGCCGGUCUCACCGACGUUGCUGUGCUCACUGCAUCAGAGCUGGCUGCGCACGCAGAUGUCGUGGUCGAGGCGCUGCCGCCGUCAUUGUUCCUCGACGUUGCGCAGCCAACGCUGGCGGCGGGCAAGACGCUACUCGUCCUGAGCGUGACGCAGCUGCUUCUGGAGUACGAGGUGCUUCAAAAGCUAGCCGCCAGUUCAGGCGGCAGAAUCCUCGUCCCGAGUGGUGCUCUCUGCGGCUUGGACGCAGUCAAGGCGGCCACAGAGGGUGGGAAUGUGACGUCGGUCGUGAUGCAAACGCGCAAGCCACCCGCGUCGCUCGCAAAUGCGCCGUUUGUGCGUGAGCAAGGGCUGAACCUGUCAGAGCUCGCUGAACCGCAGCGCCUCUAUGCUGGAAGCGUGAGCGACGCGGCCCAGCGAUUCCCUGCCAACGUCAACGUCGCCGUCGCACUCUCCUUGGCGGGUAUCGGACCGGAUCGCACGAAGUACGAGCUCUGGGCCGAUCCGGGAGUCGAGCGGAACACGCACACCUUUGCGGUGAAGUCUGCAGAGAGCAACUUUGAGGUUCGAAUUGCGGGCGUUCCAACUGAGAGCAACCCGGCUACGGGCGCGCUGACACCGCUCUCUGCCAUGGCCACGCUCCGAGGGCUCGUCUCGACAGUGCGAGUGGGUACAUGA
Messenger RNA from Emiliania huxleyi CCMP1516, 813 nucleotides. RefSeq lists its product as hypothetical. The record is from RefSeq and is a predicted model, not a curated record. The transcript has a single exon. NCBI's taxonomy places the organism in Eukaryota, Haptophyta, Isochrysidales, Noelaerhabdaceae. Gene Ontology annotation, molecular function: NADP binding; L-aspartate dehydrogenase [NAD(P)+] activity. The coding region runs from base 1 to 813 and encodes 270 amino acids. Gene Ontology annotation, biological process: NAD+ biosynthetic process.